Arabidopsis lyrata subsp. lyrata is the source of this 1272-nucleotide messenger RNA. Its product is annotated as probable splicing factor 3A subunit 1. The transcript is spliced from 2 exons. Gene Ontology annotation, biological process: regulation of alternative mRNA splicing, via spliceosome; mRNA cis splicing, via spliceosome. Bases 132 to 1040 code for a protein of 302 amino acids. Gene Ontology annotation, cellular component: U2-type prespliceosome; catalytic step 2 spliceosome; U2 snRNP. Gene Ontology annotation, molecular function: RNA binding. The record is from RefSeq and is a predicted model, not a curated record. Lineage: Eukaryota; Viridiplantae; Streptophyta; Magnoliopsida; Brassicales; Brassicaceae.
CAGGCCCAUUGGAAAAUCUGAACACUAACGAGUAACGACGAGUUUUAGGUAGCGUUAUUAUCUUAGGAGGGAUCAUAUUGCUUCUUCACGACGUCACGGCAGGGCUGAUUCUUCCCGACUGAGAAAACAAAAUGUCUAGGAAGGAUGUGCAAAACCUAACACCUCCAGAUAUGAGAAUGAGAAAUCUCGUGGAGAUGGCGGCACGUUUCGUUUCGAGACACGGGUCGGAGUAUGAGAAGAGUAUCAUGAACAUUAAACCCCAUGAUGAAAGAAUCAACUUCAACUUUUUGAAGAGCUCAGAAGAUCCUUUACACGGAUACUACAAGCAAAAGCUCACUGAAUACCAAGAUGACACAAAUACCGAAUUCAUUGAGUCACCUGCAACUUCUUCCAGAAGAUAUCUUAUCAAGACGGUGGCACAUCUAAUUUCUAGAAAGGGGUUGGAGGAUGAAAGGGAGAUGAUGGACUCCUUUAUAAACAAACCAGGAUCUUUCGGAUUUUUGAAGAGCUCACAUCGCCAUCACGCGUUUUUCCGGAAGAUGCUUACCGAAUGCCGUUCUAGGAAUCAACAAAAUGGAGCUAAUCAGGGAUAUGAUGCUGCUGCUACUGAUGAGAAAGUUCUUGUUAAGCCUCAGGAUCAGUUCAUUCGUCUGCCUGGUCUCAUGGCAAUCUGUCUUCCUAAAGGGAUGAAGAUCAAGGAGUUUAAUACUAUGAAGCUCACAGCGCAGUUUGCGGCUUGGUAUGGUAACCGUUUUUGGCUGAAAUUGAGAAAAAUACCUGGCUUCGAGUUCACGAAUGAAACUGAUAGCAACUUCGACUGUUUCUUUCGGUUUCUUCUCGAGUAUUCCAAAGUAUUUACGCCCCCAAAAGAUUUGGGAGAAAAGAUGAGGAAGAGUGACGCUUAUGCAGCAGCCAUUCAGGAUGGUUUUUUCCGUCUUCUUCAGUGGGAUGUUUUCCAGCCGCUUGAAUGGCGGGAGGGAGGGGUGAUGUCAAUGGUUAAUUGGCAUGCUUCUCUCGAGAAAGAUUUUGCUAACGAGUAGGAUGAUGAACCUGAGCCAAAGAAACAAAAGUUUGAUGAGUUUGCCACCCGGUAAUGUUUCCUUCGGGCUCCUAGCUACUAGAUAUGUCUUCUUUUUUCUUUUUCUUUUUAGCUGAGGUAGAAGAGAAAUGAUGAUAAUUCUGCUCUGCACAUCAAAUAAAGAUAUUUUGUAUUAGAGAAAUGUUUUAGCAGUUGAUCAAAAAUUAAUUUUUUUGCUAAAUCUUUAAUUUUCC